AUGGCUGCCAACGCAAAGCGACCCGAAAUUAUCACCCUAUCUCGCGACUUGCGAGGUGUUCCGCACUGUGAAGACUAUGAACGCAUGAUUUCCGGGAUGAUGUAUAAUCCUAACACGCCCAAGUUGCUCGAGGCACGUCACCACUGCCGUGGUUUGACAGCGGAUUACACCAACAUGGACACUAAGGCCAUUCAAUACGAUCAGGUAUUCGAAAAGCGACUGGAAAUGCUUCGAAAGCUAUGUGGCAAGGUUGGAGAUGGCACCUUUGUUGAGCCGCCCUUUAAGCCGGACUAUGGCUGUAAUAUCAUUAUUGGCGAGGGCUGCUUUAUCAACUGGAACGUCACUAUUUUGGAUACCAGCCUGGUGGUGAUCGGCGACCGCGUCCAAAUCGGCACUGGCGUGAGUAUUCUGAGUGCUGGCCACGACACGAGUAUCUUGUCCCGCCAGAAAUUCGUCGAAUUUGGGCAUCCUAUUUUCAUUGAAGACGAUUGCUGGAUUGGUGCCAAUGCGAUCAUUUUGCCUGGCGUUCGCAUUGGGAAGGGUACCACUAUUGGCGCAGGUUCGAUCGUCACCAAGGACAUUCCUCCAUUCUCUGUCGCUGUCGGCACUCCCUGUCGCGUAAAGAAGACAAUUCCGUCCGCGGAGGAGGAGCAGCAAGACCCCAAUAAUCCGUACCGUCAUUUGAUUCGCGAUCAUUAG
Penicillium macrosclerotiorum is the source of this 699-nucleotide messenger RNA. RefSeq names its product sugar O-acetyltransferase. The record is from RefSeq and is a predicted model, not a curated record. Lineage: Eukaryota; Fungi; Ascomycota; Eurotiomycetes; Eurotiales; Aspergillaceae. The coding region runs from base 1 to 699 and encodes 232 amino acids. Gene Ontology annotation, molecular function: acetyltransferase activity. The transcript is spliced from 3 exons.